Nematolebias whitei (Rio pearlfish) is the source of this 1371-nucleotide messenger RNA. It is a transcript of the gene tada3l, whose product is annotated as transcriptional adaptor 3 (NGG1 homolog, yeast)-like. The coding region runs from base 50 to 1333 and encodes 427 amino acids. Gene Ontology annotation, cellular component: SAGA complex. Gene Ontology annotation, molecular function: transcription coactivator activity. Lineage: Eukaryota; Metazoa; Chordata; Actinopteri; Cyprinodontiformes; Rivulidae. Gene Ontology annotation, biological process: regulation of transcription by RNA polymerase II. The record is from RefSeq and is a predicted model, not a curated record. The transcript is spliced from 9 exons.
AUGGACGCUUUUCACUGACGGUCAAUCAGUCGCACUGUCUCACCGCAUCAUGAGCGAGCUGAAGGACUGCCCCUCGCUGAAAUACUACGACUUCAAGCCUGUGGAGCAUGUGAAGUUGUGCCCCCGGUACACGGCUGUGCUGGGCCGCUCAGAGGACGAUGGCAUCGGCAUAGAGGAGCUGGACACCCUGCAGCUGGAGCUGGAGACACUGCUGUCCUCUGGCAGCCGCCGCCUCCGAGCCCUGGAGGAGCAGAGACAGAUCCUCACAGAUUGGCAAGACAAGAAGGGAGACAAGCGUGUUCUGGGGAAAGACCCAGAUCCUGCAGCCACAUCCCGCCAUAAAACAAAGAAGCAAAAACAGGACAGCAAAGGAGGACCAAGUCCAGGUCCUGGAAGACCCAAGUCUAAACUCAUACAGCCAAAAGUUCAAGAGUAUGAUUUCCCAGAUGAUCCACAAGAUAUUCCCCGCGCUCCUAAAAAUGAUGCUCCCAACAGAUUCUGGGCAUCAGUCGAACCGUACUGUGCUGAUAUCACAAAUGAAGAGAUACGGCUACUUGAAGAGCUUCUGAAACCUCCAGAGGAUGAGGCUGAGUAUUUCAAAAUUCCAGCAUUGGGGAAACACUACUCACAGCGUUGGGCUCAAGAGGACCUGCUGGAGGAGCAGAGGGAAGGAGUACGAGCCAACGACAAGAAGAAGAGCCUCAUGGGAGGACCGCUGUCAGAACUGGAUGCAAAAGAUGUAGACUCACUGCUGAAAAAGUCAGAGUCCCAGCAUGAAUCACCAGAGGACGGGUGUCCCUUUGGUCCUCUCACUCAGCGUCUGCUGCAGGCCCUUGUAGAGGAGAACAUUAUAUCCCCCAUGGAGGAUUCUCCUAUACCAGACAUUUCAGGAAAGGACACUAACGAUGGUGCUGGGACGUCUCCUCGAAGCCAAGGGAAAGCGUUCAGUGUUCCUCACACACGUUCUCUGGAGGCACGAAUCAAAGAGGAGCUGAUGGCUCAGGGGCUGCUGGACUCAGAGGAGAGACCAGGACAAGGAGGGGAGUCGGAGGACGAGAUCCUGGCAGAGCUGCAGAAGAGGCAAGCAGAACUCAAAGCCCUCAGUGCCCACAACAGAUCCAGGAAGCAGGAGCUGCUCCGGUUGGCAAAAGACGAGAUGCGUAAACAGGAGCUAAGACAGAGGGUGAGGGUUGCUGACAACGAGGUGAUGGAGGGCUUCAGGCGGAUCAUGGCAGCCCGGCAAAAGAAGCGCACACCGACCAAGAAGGAGAAAGAUCAAGCCUGGAAAGCUCUGAAGGAGAGGGAGAGCAUCCUGAAAUUAUUAGAUAGCUAGAACAACUUUUUUCUUUUUUUUUAAUGUAAGAAAUCCAA